AUGUUACUGAGAUUGUUUCACCGUUGUGCAUCAACAUCGACUGCGGCUCGUCCAACAAAUUUUACUUUCCCUCAACGUAUCGAACGUUCACCAACAGCGAUUCUCGAAUCCUUAAAUUCAUGUGUACAAACCGAUGGUGGAAAUCCUGCCUAUAUGUUCAUGGAUGAUCCAUUUCUGAUUCCAACGUCAGCAUAUGAAAAACGACAGCUAGCAUUAUCGAAAGCAUCGGGCAAAAAAGCAGCACGAUGGAUCAUCGAUCGUUAUUCCUACGCAUUCUUCCAUGAUGUGGCCGUACCAUCGAUUCCAUCGUAUUUUCCCACGUAUACAUUUGACGAAAAAGAAUUUAUCGAGCCCGACGAAUCAACUCUAUAUAAAUUAAUGAACUGGAACAAAGUUACCAAAGCACACGAAAUCUAUAAGAAAUGUUUGGAAUACAAGAUUGAUGUGUCCGAUGCAUGUAAAUAUGCAUUGUUUGACCUAUUAUGUAUCUAUAAUAGUGAGAAUCCAUUGGAAGCUUUACUACCGGAAGAAGAUUGGUAUCGAAGAGAAUUAAAUGAAAAAAAUCAGUCGAAUUUGACGAGUCGCACUUGGAAAGAAAAUGGUCUUGCUGAGCAAAUGUUCGAAGAGUUGAAGCUUUCCGCGACGUCCGAACAAAAAAUUCGUUUGUAUAAUUCCUUCGUAAGUGGUUUACUGAAGUACAAUCAUGUCGAAAAAGCAAUGACAAUCAUCGAUGAAAUGAAACAAGCAACUAUUCCUAUUGAUUUAACCACGUACAACUAUCUCAUUCGUUCAACUAGUCUCAUCAAAGAAUCCUAUGAUCAACGUUGGCAAUUUGUCGUCGAUACAUUAAAAGAAAUGAAAGAUAGCUCGAUCCAACCGAAUUUACGUACGUUCAAUUCAGUACUUUAUACAUUAAGACGAUGUCCAGCAUACGAGCAGGGCCCAAAAUUAGCGUUAGCCGUCCUCAACGAAAUGCGACAAUGUGGCAUCGAACCUUCACUUGGUUCAUGGGCACAUGUGAUCAUGAUCUUCUAUCCGAGCGAUCAGAUAGGUUUCGAAACGCAGAUGUUACCACAGAUUAUGGACGAAUUAGAAAAAGUCGCUCAACUCGAAUGGAAAGAUUCUGAUGACGGCGAAUUCUUCUUCAAUGCCAUGUUCAAAGCAACCGUUAACUGUCGUGACGUUGAACUAGCUAAACGUAUUCAUCGUUUUCUCAUGGUUGGCUCAAACACUCGAUUUAUUCCCGAUGGAUUUCGAGAACAGUUGUACUAUACGAAUCUAUUUCGUUUGCUCUUUCGCGUCGAUAUGCCCGAACAGGUUAUGCCGCUUUGGGAAUCUGUCGUACCGAAUGUUUAUUCGCCAUCAAUGAAUGUUAUGGAAGAUCUGAUCGAAUUUAUUUCAACAUGGAAUAUUCAAGAUUAUUACGUCCGCCUUUGGUCAGAUUUACUCAUGCUAGGUUUUAUCGACAGUCGACAAACUAAUCGUCGAAUUCUCGAUCGAUAUUUAUCAUUACUCAUUCAAACUAAUCAUGGAAAACCGUCGACUGAACAAAUCAAGCAAUAUGCCAAUAUCGCCCGACAGAUUUUGAAACGCUUUCCUUUGGAACCGGAGGAAGUUGAGCAACGAUUCGGUAGUACCAACGAUGCAUCCGCACAACAACAAGAAAUGACCGAUGGUCAACAAGAACAACAGCAGCAGCAGCAGCAACAAACAAACCAACUCCGACCAAAACUUCAAUAUGAUGGACAUCUAUUAUCAAAUCUAAUCUGUUUACUAGCUCCAGCCGACGACUGGGAAGCCAGUUGGUCAUUAUAUGAACACUACCUAUCGAAUCGUAGUACAUUGAUUAACGCACUGAAUGAACAAAGUCUUAUGUCGUUAUUAUCAUUAGCGAAUAGAAAGAAUGCGAUUAAUUCUGCUCUAGAUAUCAUUGAAACCAUCAAUGAAUUACAAUACGAAUGUUUAGGUGACGCACUCGAUUUGUUAAACCGUAAUGCGAACAAAGUCCAUUCAUUGUAUUUCAUUUUCGGUUCAACAUCAUUUCCAGGCAAAGUUUUACUGGAGAAGCUCUUACGAUCGUGUCCAGCAAUCAAGAAGAUCUAUUGUCCAAUAGAUACAAAUGAAAAUAAAUCGACACAUCAUCUCUCACCAAUAGACACAUUUGCUGAAAUCUACACAACUAAAUUAUUCGAACGGGUUCGAUGUAGUAAUGCAAAAUUUCAAGAAAAGAUUCUUCCAUUUGACAUCAACAUUCUCUUUCCGUCCUCAAAUGGUGAACGUAAUGGUGAUGAACAAGUAGAAAAUCACUCGGACGUCUUAUCUGCCAGAAAACUACGAGAGACGAUUGACAUAUGUUUCUAUAUGGCAAACAAUUCCAUCGAUUUCAAGGAACAAAAUCUGAAAGAAAUGGUUCAAACAAAUGUCAUGAAUCUGAAGAGUAACUUAAGUUUCCUGAAGACCUGUACGAAACUUAAAUCAGUCGUUUAUUUAUCAUCUAUAUACGCCAAUAUCGAUUGUCCAUACAUUGAUGAAUGCGUCUAUCCAUGUUCGAUUCAACCUGAGAAAUUAAUUGAUACACUUGACUGGAUGGAUCAAGAAAUGGUUACAUUAGCAACGCCAAAAUUGAUUGGACCGAAGCCGAAUGCAUUUUCGUUUUCACAUUGGCUUGCUGAAACACUUCUUGCCGAGGAACAAAAACAUCUGCCGGCAAUCUCGAUUGUUCGAGUAUCAAUUAUCGGUGCCGCUUGGAAAGAGCCAUAUCCAGGUUGGGUAGAGAAAUCCAAUGGUCCAAGUGAACUAUUCAUGGCAGCCGGCCGAGGUUACCUACGUUCAAUAAAAGGUGAUUCACUUGAUAUACUUGACAUAGUUCCUGUGGACAUACCUGUGAAUCUUUUGAUUGCGGCUGCAUGGCAAAAAUCCUUGGACGAAAAUGUCGAUCAUAUGACAAUCUACCAUUGCACGUCAAGCGGUCUCAAUCCAUUUCAUUGGCAAAAAAUGAGUAAUUAUCUAACAGAAUAUUCGAAACGAAUUCCAUAUGAACAUGCAUUUCGUCGACCAAACUUAUCUUUAACAAGUCAUAGUUUAUUACAUGAUUCGUAUGUCUUCUUUUCACAUUUGAUUCCGGCUUAUCUGGCAGAUAUUGGUUUACGCUGUAUCGGCCAGAAGCCACACAUAGUGAACAUUUACAAAAACCUACAUCGAACACUUCUUGCACUUGAAUCGUUUACAAUUCGAGGUGAAAUUCAGUGUUCAUAUGAGAGCGUGAAUUCUUUAAGACAAUUAUUAACUGAGAACAAUCUGUCGAAUGAAUUCUUUUUCGAUAUACGUGCAUUACACUGGCCAACGUACGUGGAAUCGUAUUUAAUCGGAACGAAACGUUAUGUUCUAAAUGAAGAUGUUCAGUGUUUGAACGGUGCACAAAAACAUCUGAAUAAUUUAAGAAACAUUCGUUGGACAUUCAAUACAAUUGUACUUGUUCUUCUUUGGAGAAUCUUCAUCUCGAAACGACCAACAGCACGAAAUCUUUGGUAUUUUAUUAUGAACUUUUUCGUGGCCAAAUUUGUUCGAUUUUUUAAAAUUCUCAGCGCAGGAAAUACAUAA
Molecule: messenger RNA, 3600 nt
Organism: Adineta ricciae
Lineage: Eukaryota; Metazoa; Rotifera; Eurotatoria; Adinetida; Adinetidae
Source: the annotation of a GenBank genome assembly